This is a messenger RNA of Cheilinus undulatus (humphead wrasse), 945 nucleotides long. RefSeq names its product olfactory receptor 6C1-like. Gene Ontology annotation, biological process: G protein-coupled receptor signaling pathway. Lineage: Eukaryota; Metazoa; Chordata; Actinopteri; Labriformes; Labridae. The record is from RefSeq and is a predicted model, not a curated record. The transcript has a single exon. Gene Ontology annotation, molecular function: G protein-coupled receptor activity; olfactory receptor activity. Gene Ontology annotation, cellular component: membrane. Bases 1 to 945 code for a protein of 314 amino acids.
AUGACAGACAACUAUUCUGCAAUUACCAUGUUUACUCUUUCAGGGGUAAGUGGGACGAGAAACUACAGAGUCACUCUCUUUGUUGUUACUCUCUUGUGUUACUGUGUGAUUUGGCUUGUGAAUAUGACCAUCAUUGUCACUACUAUUGUAGAUAAAAACCUUCAUCAACCCAUGUAUAUCUUCCUCUGUAAUCUGUGCAUCAAUGCACUCUAUGGAACGACUGGCUUUUACCCUAAAUUCCUCAAGGAUCUUCUGUCCACCACUAAUAUGAUCUCUUAUGCAGGAUGCCUUCUACAAGGUUUUGUUCUGCACUCUUCAGCUUGUGCUGAUUUCUCUCUUUUAGCUGUAAUGGCCUUUGACCGAUAUGUGGCGAUAUGUCGACCUUUAGUCUACCACUCUGUGAUGACUAAACAAAGAACUGGUGUUUUUGUGUUCAUUGCUUGGUGUCUUCCCUUAUUUCUGUUGUUCAUUAGCACGAUAACAACAUCAACAUUGAGGAUGUGUGGCUCACACAUACCCAGGAUCUACUGUAUUAACUACUUUGUUGGUAAACUGGCUUGUUCUGCCUCCAUAGCAAUGGUUGUGAGUCCUGCUUUUAAUUACACUUUUUAUUUCUGCCAUGCUGUGUUUGUUUUUUGGUCUUAUGUUAAACUGAUCAAAACAUGUCUCAUCUCACAAGAGAACAGAAGUAAGUUCAUGCAAACAUGUCUGCCUCAUUUACUCUGUUUAUUCACAGUGCUUGCUUCUUUGCUCUUUGACUUGCUGUACAUACGAUUCGGCUCUAAAAAGUUCAACCAAAGUUUGAGGAAUUUUGUGUCUAUAGAAUUUCUUGUUAUUCCUCCAAUCAUCAAUCCGCUCAUUUAUGGUUUAAACCUGACACAAAUAAGAAACAGGGUUAAGAAUGUUUUGUUUGGUAGGUGUCUCAGUGCUUCUGCACAUCACUGA